AUGCUCAGCAGCCUCAUCAUCGCGCUCGCUACUCUCUCGGUAGCUCCGCCCGCGCUCUCCGCUUCAGUUGAACGGCCAGUAGCUAUCGCGGAGCGCGAGUUGCCCGCCCUGCAUCUCAUCGCUCGUGAGGAGAACGGCUCACCGUCCCCUGCCAACAGCUCAGUGAUAAUGGAUCUGGCAAAGGGCCGGCUUGGUGCACAGUUGGGUGGCACAAACAAGAAUUCCACGGGAGAGUUGGACGAAGCAGGAUGGCCCCGAAACUGCUCAGACCAGUGCGCGUCUUUCAAGGCAUUCUGGGAGGAGAAGUACAUCUGCGACGGCAGCCUGAAGCUCAGCGGCGACUUCAAAACGAAGUCGUGUUCCGGCAUUCAAAUGCUGAGGGUGAAAGACGGUUGCGAGAGCAUGGACAAAUCCGUGCCAUGCUAUUUCUGCGUUAUUCCCGAACCAGACGUCCAAAGUCAGCUGAAGGAUAACCUUGUCAAAAAGAUUGAAGGGAUCGACAUGUCCAAAGUCUCAGCCGCGACCACUGCGUCUAUGUCGGUCGCUGCCGCAAUGGCUGCUCUUGGUGUCUCUUUGUUUAUGAUGGCGUAA
Messenger RNA from Trichosporon asahii var. asahii CBS 2479, 591 nucleotides. RefSeq lists its product as uncharacterized. The transcript is spliced from 3 exons. The record is from RefSeq and is a predicted model, not a curated record. Lineage: Eukaryota; Fungi; Basidiomycota; Tremellomycetes; Trichosporonales; Trichosporonaceae. Bases 1 to 591 code for a protein of 196 amino acids.